UACAAAUACAAUAAGUAGAGUGUGUGAGAAACUGCUCGUCUUCCUAGAGACGCCUCCUCCUCCUUUUGCAAUUACUCUCCAUAUCUUCACGGAAAACUCCGCGUCUGGAGGAUUGGUUGUGGUCAUGGCUGAAAGAGAGAAUCCUGGUGGUCCCUCCAAAAGACAGAAGACUACACAGCAAGAAAGGGCUGUUAGGUGCAGCAACUUGAAGAAAGUUGAGAGUCCGCGUCUACGUUCUAGUUUGUGGCUUGAGGAUGAUGGUACAAGGCUUCCUGGAUUGUGUUUCAAAGAUAGAGAUGAGCUAAAGAAGGCGGUGGACUGGCGCUCCAUCAGAGGGCAGCAUAUAUGUGCUGUAAGAGAGACCGGUGAGGACGAGUUUUCGUUUGAGUGCAUAAGAUGGAAAUGCAAUUGGUCGAUUCGUGCAGUUAGGAUGGAAAAGCACGGACUUUUUGAGAUAACCAAUUGUGACGGUCCAGAUACUUGUAAGCAGCUAGGGAAAUCAUGUCCAGUUUAUUUUGAUGACAAGUUUUUAGCGUAUGAAAUCGAACGUGUGGUCAGUGAGCAUCCCACGCUCACAGUUGCAGAGCUGCACAAGUGGUGGAAUGAAAAGUUCGGCUCUGAGCAAACUUUUCUUACCCAUCUUGAUGAGGAAGGUGAGGAAGUUAGUGAUGCAAGAGGAAAUUUGCAGGACGCGAAAAGGGAAGCUAUCAAAAGACUCUUUGGAGAGUGGGAUCAGAGUUUCAGAUUCAUACCCAAGUUAAUGUCUGCGCUUCACUCUUCUAACGGGAUGAUUGUGGACUGGCAGUAUGAUUCUUUGCCAAAUCCUCAACACGCUGCAUCCUUUCGAAGCGUGUUUUGGGCGUUUUCACAGUCUGUCCAAGGGUUUAAGCAUUGCAGACCGCUGGUUGUUGUUGACAGCAAACAGUUGAAGGGUAAUUACAAUAUGAAUCUGAUGAUAGCCUCAGGGUUUGAUGCAGCCAACAAAAUUUUCCCGCUUGCCUUUGCGGUUACUAAAGAAGUCUCCACUGAUAGUUGGCGCUGGUUUCUCACUAGAAUCAGAGAGAAGGUAACCCAAAGGAAGGGUCUUUGCCUCAUCACAAGGCACCACCCGGACAUACUCGCUGUUGUUAACGAACAGUGGAAAGAACCCUGGGCUUAUCACAGGUUCUGUCUGACCCAUCUGUCUUCCCAAUUCUCUCGCCUCUUCCCAGACCAACACUUGACAGAGUGCCUUGUGAUGAAGGCUGGGUCGUCCAUUCAGAAGGGAGAGUUUGAUUCCUACAUGAAGGAGAUCAAAGAGAAGAAACCAGAAGGGUGGAAAUGGCUUGAACGAAUCCCUCCGCAUCAGUGGGCUCUGGCUCACGACAGUGGUCUUAGAUACGGAGUCAUGAAGAUAGAUAGAAAAGCUUUGUUUGCAGUUUGUAGAAGCUUUCAGAAAGUUGCAAUGACAGGGGGUGUGAUGCUUCUGUUUAGUGAGAUGAAAGACGCUUUUGACUCGUCGUUUAGCAGUAGCCGUGGCUCUCUCCACCGCGGCGAUCUGUACGCAAAAAACGUCAUGAAAAAAUUUCAAGAGUCUUUGACAGAUUCCUCGGCUUUCGUUGUAAAGCCGUUAGAAAGAGAUGCAUUUCAGGUCUCAGUACCCUUAGAAAAGAAGGAACGCAUGUCCAUGGCCAGGUGGCACUUGUCCGGGAAAUUUAAAGAAUAUAAGGAGGGCAUUGUUCAGUUGAAUGACUCAACCUGCACGUGUGGGAAGUUCCAGAGGAAGAAGUUUCCAUGUCUGCACGCUCUAGCUGUCUGCAAGAAGAUGAAAAUCAACCCUUUGCAGUAUGCGGACGACUGUUACUCUGCUGAACGCUAUUACAAAACUUAUGAGGCUACAUUUUCUCCUGUUCCGGCGAUCUCAGCUUGGCCGGAUGCUUCCGGAGUUCCAACAUUGUUUCCCCCUGUCAUUGCAACACCUCCCCUUAAAGUAUCAGGAAAAGGAAAAGGAAAAGGGAAAGGGAAAGGCAAAAGCAAGGAGCCUCCUAGUGAUGAAGAGUUGAGAAAUGCAAUUCUUGAUAUCUUGAAAGCAAUGGACUUUAAAAAGGCUUCGUUUACUGACAUCGUUAAGCAACUUGCUGACAAGUUUCGAUACGAUCUCACCCCUAGAAAGUCAUCUAUAGAGGUAAUGAUCCAGUAUGAGCUCGAUAAGUAUGCAGCUGAUACCGUAGAGGAGGAGCAAGAGGAUGAAGAUGAAGAUGAAGAUGAAGAUGAAGAAGGGUUGUUGUAGGAGGGAGUAGUAAUGUUCAGAUGAGAAGCUUGUUAGACCGAAGAAGAGGAGCAUCAACAUUAGCUCAUUAGUAUUCAUUUCAUGCCCUUUUUAAAAAAACAAUCUUUUGAUUUUUUGCUUAUCCUUUCUAGUAACUGGUUAAAUAGGUGUUGUGUCAAACUGAACCAGGUUUAGAAUUAAACCAGUAUGACUAUUUUGCGUUGAUGGUUUUACUGUGUUGAUUGCCUAUUUGUUAGUUUAAU
Brassica oleracea var. oleracea is the source of this 2511-nucleotide messenger RNA. RefSeq lists its product as uncharacterized. Lineage: Eukaryota; Viridiplantae; Streptophyta; Magnoliopsida; Brassicales; Brassicaceae. The record is from RefSeq and is a predicted model, not a curated record. Bases 125 to 2269 code for a protein of 714 amino acids. Gene Ontology annotation, molecular function: zinc ion binding. The transcript has 5 exons.